Aplosporella prunicola CBS 121167 is the source of this 1153-nucleotide messenger RNA. RefSeq lists its product as uncharacterized. The transcript has 2 exons. The coding region runs from base 132 to 1022 and encodes 296 amino acids. The record is from RefSeq and is a predicted model, not a curated record. Gene Ontology annotation, molecular function: oxidoreductase activity. Lineage: Eukaryota; Fungi; Ascomycota; Dothideomycetes; Botryosphaeriales; Aplosporellaceae.
AUCAACACCACCCCUCCUUUCACUUUCCACUCGCUCUCUGCUCACUUUACAGCAACAUAACUCCUGUCACAGACUUCAUUGAACCAAGUUCUUUUUCUCUCGUCGCAAACACACAUCCUACAGACUUCAACAUGUCUUCCCAGUUCGAAAAGGGUCAUGAGAUUCCCGUCUCGGACCAGAAGCCUCCCGGACUUCAGAGUGAGAUGAAGGGACCUCCUCCCGAGAACGAGCAUGUGCCUACCGAAGACGGCGGUUACCAGAUCUACAAAGCGGCCGGCAAGCUUGAGGGCAAGAAGGCCAUCAUCACUGGCGGUGACAGCGGCAUUGGUCGCGCUGUUGCCAUUCUCUUCGCCAUGGAGGGAGCAGACAGCUUCAUUGCGUACCUGCCCGAAGAAGAGAGUGAUGCCCAAGAGACCAAGAAGCACGUUGAGAAGUAUGGCCGCAAGUGCCACUUGAUGGCUACCGACCUGACGGACAAGAAGAACUGCCAGGCGGUGGUUGACAAGGCCCUGGAGGUUAUGGGUGCUAUCAACGUCCUGGUAAACAACGCUGCGUACCAAAUGAUGGUCAACGACAUCAAGGACCUGUCCGAGGAUCAGUGGAUCAAGACCUUUAAUACGAAUAUACACCCAUUCUACUACCUCUCAAAAUACACCCUUCCUCACAUGAAGAAGGGCGAUACCAUCAUCAACAACGCCUCCAUCAACGCAUACAUUGGCCGCCCCGACCUUCUGGACUACACAUCCACCAAGGGCGCCAUCAUCUCCUUCACGCGCGGUCUUUCCAACCAGUACGUCGGCCGUGGUAUCCGCGUAAACGCUGUGGCACCCGGACCUGUCUGGACUCCUCUCAUUCCCUCCACCAUGAACCACGAGGCUCAGGAACAGUUCACCUCUCCCAUGGGACGUCCCAGCCAGCCUAGCGAAAUCGCGACUUGCUUCGUCUUCUUGGCUAGCACCGACAGCUCGUCAAUUUCCGGACAGACCAUCCACGCCAACGGCGGCGUUAUUGUCAACGGUUAAGCGGUCACUUGCGGAUUACCCGGAGUUUCACUUGCGCUUCACUAAUGAGACCGAGGGCGGAACAUAAUGAACCUACCGUAGUAUACAUAGGCGCCCUGAGAGGCUACGAGAUAUGAAUUAAUGGAAUGAGC